GUAACACACAGAAUGGUAGGGAUGGAAAUAUGCUCGCUGAGGUUAUAAAAGUUAUCUUCGUUACGAACUCGGUUAGUGUAGGACACUCGAAGUUAGGUGCCACCCCGAACAAAAUGGAUGAAGAACAAGUGCAAAUGCUCAGGAGAGCUUUCUCCAUGUUUGACUCUCAAAAGCAGGGCAAGAUCGAAAAGGAAAAGGUUAGAACAAUUCUGAAUACUCUUGGGCAUACUUUUGAUGAUCAUGAGCUGGAAACUCUCCUCAAAGAAGAAGAGGACGAAGAUGACAGUGGAAGAUUAAACUUUGAAUCGUUCUACCGAGUGGCCUGCCAUUUUCAAGAAGAGGACGAUGAGGCUCUUCAGAAGGAAUUGAAAGAAGCCUUUAGAUUGUACGACAAAGAAGGAAAUGGUUAUAUCCCUACGAGUUCUCUUCGUGAAAUUUUGGCUGCCCUUGACGAUCAAAUCACACCCGAUCAGAUGGAUGGUAUGAUUGCAGAAAUCGAUACCGAUGGAUCCGGCACUGUGGACUUUGAUGAAUUCAUGGAAAUGAUGACUGGAGACUAAAAAGUUUAGAGAAAGGGAGCAGCGUAAAAGUAAAGAUUACCCAAUGUUACAAUCAAAUUAUGUCUUAGUUAUUUAGUACAUUCGCCAUAUGUAAAAUAAUUUAACCAUUUUAGAUAUGUAAACAGCAUUUCAUCUUCGAGUCAGUGAUAUUCAUUUCUAUUUAUACAAAUAUAUUUAACUAAAUAAAUUGUUCUUAUUAGUGAA
Belonocnema kinseyi is the source of this 764-nucleotide messenger RNA. It is a transcript of the gene TpnCIIb, whose product is annotated as troponin C-like. Gene Ontology annotation, molecular function: calcium ion binding. Bases 30 to 560 code for a protein of 176 amino acids. NCBI's taxonomy places the organism in Eukaryota, Metazoa, Arthropoda, Insecta, Hymenoptera, Cynipidae. Gene Ontology annotation, cellular component: myosin II complex. The transcript has 5 exons. The record is from RefSeq and is a predicted model, not a curated record.